ACCAUGCCUAUACAAUCUUCGAUCUCGCAAGCACUGCCAUACUGGCAGUGCAGCAGUCUAGUUAUAAUGCAACGCAUGUCCGAUGACGCCACCGCUAGCACUAUUUUUUCUGUCAUGUCCUUCCAUCCAGGUCUUAAGCCCUGUUAACUAGUUCACCAUAUACCUAGCGCAACCCUCCCUGUGGGCCGCCCGGUGUGACCAUCCAGUAAUCGUCAGCGCCAUCGUUUGCGCCCCCCACUCUAGAUUUUCUCUUUUUCUUAUUGGGAGCCUUUUUCCGCCCCUCCGCAUCCCGCUGCCAUCGCACCCAUCGGAUAGUUUUAACAAGACGAAAAGAAAGGUGGUGGUGGCAGUGGCAGCGGCGGCAGCGGUAACGACGAUGAUAAGCCCAUCUAACCCUCUAGCGUAGCCAACAGCCCAGCUUCCCACAGCGUUGACUAUUGCUGUUGCUACUGUUAUCGCUGCUCCAUCUUCAAUCAGCCGCAGCGCCCCCUCAGCGCGAACCUCACGGCACCACGCACCGCCGCUAACCACUGUGUAUGGCCCUUGGGCUCGUUAUCGUCGUACUGUCACAUCGUCACACCUACCUUCAUUUCGGAUUGACACCAGCCAGCUGGCGAAUCGCCCGUACUCCCUAUCCACCCAUAGACAAAAUCAUUUCGUCGCAGCCGUCGCCGCCAACUGUUGUGCCGCCAUCUUGUUUUCUUUUUUAACAGUAGCGGAAUAAGCGGUCGGAAGCGGGUAGCCGCCGUAGACUGUCAUAGUACCACAAGUUCAUUGAUGAUCGGAUUUUGGUUCGCUCUAUCUGCCACCGCUGAUGCCGAAGUCCUUGUUGUGUUCUUUUAGUGGCAGCGGCGGUGGCGGCGCUGUGCUGACUGCUCACUGAGUAGCGCAGCUGCCAUCGUGAGUGUGUAAGAGACAACUGCGUGUUUUCUCUUCUCCUUUUGUAUUGCUUUCGGUACUAUUCACGCUGAGCGCGAUGGGUGGUGGCUCCAACUGGUGCUAGCAGUGGCUUCAGCGGCCACUGUCUUUGAUGACGUUACUGUCUACUACUGUACUGCAUGGCUAUCCUAGCACAAAUAAACCGGUAGUAGCAACAGCGGCAAGGCCCACUGCCAAAGCCGUCUAUGGCCGAAGGCAACAGCAGCGGCAGCAAAAAUAGUAAAGGAUGCGAUACUACCAUUAUUUGUGUACGUCGCCAUAGCAGGAGCAGGCUGUAAACAGCACAGCACGAAAGUCUGUGAACGAAGGUUAUAGCGGAUAUGGCCGCCAUCAGCGACAGCAGAGCCACACCGUUAGCAGCGAAAACGGCGGCGGCGGCAGCGGCAGUAACCACAACAAAUCAACAGAAUCAGCAUCACCAGUGGUAAUAUUACAUUGUGUGUGUGUGCGUGUAGCUGCUGCUGCCAGAAGCUGGGCCAGGCAUUGCCACCGCCCGCUGCUGCUGCCGCCGAGGCACCAUUAGCGUCGACGGCUGAAGCAGCGGUCGUUUCCGUGAUAGUAGUUUUUGCUGUUGGUUUUCGCCACCAGAAUCACCAACAGUAGCAGCAGCAGGAGCUUAGAGAGCUAGCUAGAUGCUGUUGCUACAGAGUUGGCAGGCUGGAUGCUGCGGUGCUGUGCGUCGACUGCCACUAAACGACUGUAUUCUUAUAUCGCUAGUGUCGCUACAAGUCCGAUUUCGUACAACUGGUGCUGCCGCAGUAGCAGCACCAUUUAGCCGCUCGUACUGUUGUGCAGUGAGCAAUCUUCUACUGGCAGCAGACCAACCCAGCGACACCGAGUGUCUUCUGUGGCCCUGUUGUGAUACACCCGUCGCGGCGACCCCUUGCUCUCCCCCUCGUUCCCCUGUUGAGGACAGCCGCAGAGCACUCGCGACGACGACGACGACGACGACGACGACACCGACACCGACUCCUCUGAAAAACAACAGCAACGAAUCCACAGACGAACGACGAGAACAACAACGGCAACGACGACAAGGCAGGAAAAUAAAGUUACCACCGUUUUUGUUAUUUCUCCCGCACGUUCUUCUGCUACUACCGCAUAAACCGACAAAUAACGUCGGUGACUGUGACAACGUCGACUGAGGCAGCGCCCGCGGCCAAUUCCUGUUGUUGUUGUUGUUGAUGUUAUUGUUGUUGUUGCUGCCGCCGCCAGUAGGAGCAGUGGUCCUGAUAGUUAGUCAGUUAGUCAGUGGGGCUCACUGCUCGGCCUAACGGGGAUGUUCAUCCAUCCGUCCGUUCCAUCUUUACCAGUAACGUGAAUAUAGCGUCGUCGUCGUCGCUGUCGACGACAAGAACGGUGGCAGCAGCAGCACGGCCAACAAUGGUGAUGUGCUUUUCUUUGCGGUAGCCGUUGUUUCGAAUCGUUGAUAAUCACAUCCGUAUACCGGAGCUGUAUGCUCUGUUGUGUCGUUUCUGCUUUUAAUAUUACUGGUAGUAGCGACAACGGACUGUGCAGCGUAGAGGCCGAUCGCAUGGCUACGUUUUAAGGGUAACGACGGUGAUCAGACGACUAGUUUGUAAGUGCAGAAUCCGGGAAUAACAAGGUGAUCUUGCUGGUCAGACUGCCGGUUGUUCUGCCGAAUCGUAUUGCUUGGUUUGGUGAUGCGGUGCCGUCCUGCUGCUACUGCUGCUGCUGCUGCUGCUGCUGCUGCUACUACUACUACUACUGCUGCUGCUGCUGCUGCUGCUGCUGCUGUUGGUGGUGGUGGUGGUGCUGCUGCUGGUGGUAAUACCGUCUAGCUUUCUAGCGAGCUGUUUGCCUCGGCAGUCCACGUUCUCGAAUAGUUGUCCACUGUUUGUUCAGCGAGGUUAACAUGAACGACACUGACGAGCGUUGUCUGCUUGCGUAGAAAACGGAGGUGUUCGUAAAAGUAUGGAAUAACCAGUUUAGCACAGCCGCGGUGGUACUAGCGAGGACCGCCGCACUCGUUGCCUAAUUAAUGGUCAAGUGUGUUUUACUAGGGCGGGCUGUGUAGCAAGUGCAGCGGCGACCGCAGUUUCCAUCGGAGCGGUGAUCGCGUUCUUCAAACGCCGAGACGACGUUACGGUACGUUAACGUCCCAUAGCCUCUAAGCAGGUUCAGCAAUUCGAUGCUGCUGGCCCCGUGUUAAUAACCUGAUUUGCCAAAUCUAAUUCGUGUCUUUGUGUGUGUGUGUGUGUAAAUGUAAGUGUGUGAGAGCUGCUUUCAGAGCAAACCAGCUAUUCGUCUAGCAGGCGGUUGCUUUCAGCAAGCACCAUUGCGCAAUUAUAGCAGCAAGUGAAAUAGCUAUACAGCACGCUCAGCAUUAGUAUAUGUCGUCGCUCUGGCAACAUACAACAGAACCAAAGCUAAAGGUUUAUGACAGCAUCAGUGGCCUGGGCACUACCGGCCUGCUGUCGCUGUAGCGGUCCUUAGUUGCUGUGUUAAUUUUACUCAUCAACGACGUCGCUCGGUUACUGGCUGAAUCCUGCAGCUCGUCGCCGCUUCAUCAUCAACCCAUAAUAAGCAGCCAUUGAGCUUAACCGAGCGACGUCCGAUAGGUCGAUGGGUAGUUUACCUGGGUGCCCGGCUAUCGUAUAAUUGCUAAGAUGAUGAGCUCAUGAGUUGACACAUUUGUGUCAUUGAUCGUCGUCGAGUUGAUGCUAUUGACGCUGAGUUACCGUCGGUUCAGUGGGUCGCUGUUCAGAGUGUGUAUUGUAUGCUUCACCGUGUACUGCCAAAGCGUCGGGUGAAUCGUUUGCCUCGAGAAAGGUGAUAUUAGCCACCCGGUAACUUCAACGGCCCUUGCAGCCGGAUUAUCGUCAGCAGCAGGCGAAAUCGUACGAAUAACAAGAUCCUCAUCGCGCAGGACAAAUAGCAGUCACAACAACAACAAUCAUAAGAUAAGAAGAACGGCACCAAUAGCAAACGGAAGCCAUAGCAACAACUAACAACAGCAACAGCGCGUGUCAUUGUAUUGUUGGUAUAAUUUCGAAUUCAAACCAAAUAGAAACUACGCUUCGUCGCUGUAACGACCUUACUCGUAUCGACUUUAACUAGUGAAUGCUACUGCUAUCAUUGAAUGCUGAUCGAGUUGGCUGGGUGAAAGAAUUUUGCCCGGCCGUGCUUUUCUAAUCCAUUCAGCUGCAACCAGCACGUAUCGAAUAUAGAAAAACAGGCCAAAAAUCAGCCAUCCAAGCAAGCAACCAACCAAUGGCAGGAACGUAGAACAGGCUCACAUUAUUAUCCUCAGCUGUGAGAAGCAGUAGUUUCGAGUAGUCCGGUGAAGUGUUCGAUAUUUGUACGCGUGCGUGUGUGUGCUACCGAUUCCCGGGGUUUUAUCAUGGUGAUAAUGAUGACCACGUUUGUGAUUUGUUGCUAACCAACGUCGAAGGUGAGAAUCUCGGAUAGCAACUAGAUUCACGAGAGAAAUCGGAGAAACCGAUCAAAAAUCGCUUGUUUUUCGACGUUGUUGAGUCAACAGCAUCUCACUAACGAUUCACAAGAUCGUCUUGAGGUGUCUCUUAGUGUGUUCAUGUGUGGUAUAUUUUGCCUCCGCUGUUAACUUCGUCCGUGUCUGUGAGCUUGGCCAUGACUGCUGCGACAGCAGUCAAUAACAGUGGAUUGCAAUUACUACAGAAACGACAACGACAGGAUUCGCAUUAGGAAUUUGUUUCUGUCGUAGUUGUUGUUUUAGUAGUGACGAUUUUCACCACGUGCAUUGGAUAAUAAUCGUGCGGUUUUUUGGCCCUUUCCGACGUCGUGUCAACUAAACAAGGCCUUGCAGUGGCUCUCGGAUCAGAAAAGGUAAAAAGGUAGUCGUGGCCUUUUGUUCACUACUGACUAUCCCAGUCAGGAGGAUAUCAAAGCCAGCCAAGGGAAAAUCUCGACUUGUUUCUAGACAGCGGAAGGAGAGCAGGUUUCCGGGACACGGAGCCGAUCCCGGCUUCGAAGGGCGAUGCCUAUCAGUACCGGGUUGGUGUUUUGUGACAGCGCCUAGUGUGGUGGUCCAGGACUCCUUCCGAUGACCAUCAUUAGGUACAGAAGCACUUCCAAUCACGUUUCCUUUUUGCCUAAGAACGAGGCAAAUACAAAGGAAAGGCAAUCCACCGGGACGCUGCGGAAGCCCAAAUCAAUUUUGCCACAACCGACACCAUCUUGAGGUGCCAUUACGGGCAUCGUGACUCUCGAACAGAAGCUAUUUCCUCAAGCAACGGGAUUGCUGUACAUAAUUUUGGUAGGAGGCUCAGAGAAGCGAAAUUCUAUUAGGGUCACAAACAGAGGUCACGCUGCAAAGAAAAACGACGGGACGUAAGCUAGCCUCGAGCAGACGUCAGAAAGCUAUCGGCGGGAACAAAAAAACAAAGCAGAAUUCACCUACAGAUGGCUGCAGGCCCAGCAGAAGGCUAAACUGAGCGACGUUUAGCCGUAACUGCAACGACUGGAACUACAAAGUAGCUUUAACUAUUAUUCGACAAUAUGUAUGUAACAGCACAAAACAAUAAUAUUAAUUACAGUAAUUAACGAGAAGAUCAAUAGUAGUACUACUAAAAAGUUCUACCCUGGUUACAACAAGCGUGACCGGGAGUGUGUAUAGAGAAAGUAAACUUGCAACGGCGAAAUCGAGCGCAGAGACGCCGGAAAUCCAAAGCCAGCAAGUGCAUUUAUCAUUAUCAACAGCAGUAGCAUACGACGGGCAUAGAGGUCGUAGCGGCAAAAAAAAAAAGAGGGGCAGCUUAAAAGACAGCUGGGUCAUGCGUUGAAAAGUUGAUACUCAUGUUACGUAAUCUAGAUCUUUUCCGUUGAAGCGAGCUCCAAGAAGCUGAGGCCUGAUGACACAAUAAUUGUUGAAAAGCAAGCCGUUUGGAGAAUUCGUUUGCAUAGAGGAAAGAAAAACUACCCUGUUUAUAGCCUAAACUUUCACGGAGCCAAUUUUCAGACCACUGAAGACAACAAGCAAAAUCGUUUAUUAUUAGCUAGCGUUGAAAGUACUAUUUCAGCAACACUUAGACAAGUCACUGUCCAUACUUCACUUGACGUAGAAAUCUAAUAAUACAUUGAUCAGGAAUUACUGUGUGCGCGGAAAUUACGAAGGAUUCAAAUACCCUGUUUCUGGCGAGGAAACGUGAAACGGAAAGAAGAAAAGGCCACGGGAACGAAUCGGUUUGACCCAUAGAUGAGCGCACUGCUAAUGAAAUUACAGUUAAGAUCCGAGUCUGGAGUCCCGUCAUGAAGCUAGCGGUCAAACGGAACGCGCCAGUUAUAACAGGAGAACGCUAUUUAACAUUACCCGCUUAUAACUGUCCCUUGACGUGUGAGAGUGGUGUGCAGUUCGUAUGUCGUUAUAGUCAGUGUAGAUCUGGAUUACGGUGGUGCGGUGUCCAAUUCGUCCGGGGCGAUGCCGGUUACUGCCGCACAUCGGAGAAGGCUCUAGGAGACAACGGGAAGGUCUACUGCGUGAAAUUUUGAACACGCUUUGAGAAUUCGAAGAACUGCUGUCUGCCUGGAUUCCGUCGAACAUAGAAAGCGUAGAAUCGAGUACGGAAGCGAAGCUACGCAAAAGGAAGCUCGCUGUACGAGCUUCUCAGCUUGGAAUCGCGUCAUUCAGAAGAGGAUUCGCGCAAUCAUACUCCACCCCUUUCCCUGAAGUAAACCAGGGCUCGGUUUCCUUAAAAGAGCAUCUUGUCUGAGAGAGACUUAGCAGCAACUGCUACUCAACUGUAUGAUCGCCAGCACUGGCCGAAAGAGGAAAACCAACUGACAGAAAGUACAACGAGCGACCAAUUCGUUCUGCCGUUACUACAACAAUUAGACGGCAUUCGUAGCGCUACUGCUGAGAAUUGCACAAGCACAUGACAACGGAGUGGUAUCGCCGCCAUUACGAAAAUUGUGUUCCGCGCAACUUUCCUUUGGAAAAGGAAACCAAUGUGCCGAAGAAGAGAACAACAAUAGUGUGAAGCAAGAGCGGCACGCAACUUGUGGAUAGCGGUCUAGCAGUUAUCGUGCACAAACAUCAGUAGAAAAAGCAUUGUUAUUAUUAUUGCCUAGUGCGUUAUUGGAGGUGGUGAGUUCGCGCGCGGUUGGUUUACGCACCAAAAAUUUAUUUUCCAAGAAACAAGCCGAAUCAACCAGUUCAACAGGAGAAUCAUAAGCGUUCCACGUGGGAGAUAACAAGAGAAAAACUGUAAUAUCGCGGUAGGUCAUUAAGCUCGUCGAUCUCAACAGAGGUGAGGGACAAUUCUGACGACGUUUUUUCUUCAGCAAUCUCGUCCUCAUUGUGCCCUUCACCGUCGUUAUUUUAAUUACAGUUUCAUACUGGUGAACUUGUUGUGGCUGUCGCGAUGAGCGCGGUGCCCGGUAUCGUGCGGGCGGCGCCCGCGCCGCCCCCGCUACCGACGGUUUCUGAGUCCGAGCCACCGAUCCAUGCUGCCCCUGUGUCCACAUGUGGAGUAAGUGGGACUCGGGAGGUGUUAUCAGGCGGAGGCGGUGCAGUCUCAACCGGGGGCGGAACUGGAGCAGGCGGUCGCACCUCCGGAUCCGGCCGAUCCGGAUCAACACAACCGAGAUCGGAUGAGCCACAUAUUGGGAGGUACCGCCUGCUCAAAACGAUUGGCAAGGGCAACUUCGCGAAGGUAAAACUGGCCCGACAUUUGCCGACGAAUAAGGAAGUUGCAAUCAAAAUUAUCGACAAGACACAACUCAACCAAUCAUCACUACAGAAACUCUUCCGGGAAGUUCGGAUUAUGAAGAUGUUAUCACAUCCAAAUAUUGUCAAACUUUACCAGGUGAUAGAAACAGAAAAAACGCUAUAUCUGGUCAUGGAGUACGCGUCAGGAGGUGAGGUAUUUGACUACUUAGUAGCACACGGUCGGAUGAAGGAAAAAGAGGCGCGGGCUAAAUUUCGACAGAUCGUCUCCGCGGUUCAAUACUGCCACCAGAAACGAAUUAUUCAUCGAGACCUCAAGGCGGAAAAUUUACUUCUCGACGCCGAAAUGAACAUAAAAAUUGCCGACUUUGGGUUUAGCAACGAGUUUGUGCCGGGGCAGAAGCUCGACACGUUUUGCGGCAGUCCCCCAUACGCUGCACCCGAACUCUUCCAGGGGAAGAAAUACGAUGGACCCGAGGUAGACGUGUGGUCAUUGGGGGUGAUCUUGUACACGCUCGUGUCAGGUAGCCUGCCUUUCGACGGCGCGAACCUGAAGGAACUACGGGAACGGGUCCUAAGGGGCAAAUACCGCAUUCCGUUUUAUAUGUCGACAGAUUGUGAGUCGCUGCUCAAGAAGUUCCUGGUGUUAAAUCCGCAAAAGCGGGCAACGCUUGAGGCAAUUAUGCGCGAAAAAUGGAUGAAUUUGGGGUACGAAGAUGAUGAGCUCCGGCCACACCAGGAGCCACCCAUAGAGCUCAAUGAUCAACGCCGUAUCGACGCCUUGGUCCAGAUAGGCUACAGUCGUCAAGAGGUCGAAGAGAGCCUGCGGCAUAGCAAAUACGAUGAUGCUAUGGCCAACUAUCUAUUGCUGGGGGGCGUCGCCGAUGGCAGCGGAGCGGAUUCGGCAAGCGCGAGCCGAUCCGGUAGUUCACUAAGCCUACGGCAACAGCAAGUGGUGACCGGCAUACCUGUGGUCGUUGGCAAAGAACCAGUCGGCGGUGGACCUAAUCCACAUGCCGCUAUACCAGUUAAUGUACAACGUUCUGCAUCCGCAGCCACUAACAAAGCGGGGAUGGGUCGCCGCCUCAGUGGUAGCCCAGGCCAGCAGCAGACGACACAUGGACAAAACAAUAACAAUGCAACAGGCGACGGAGUACACAAUGGCGCUAAAAAGACGUCCAGUCCAUCUCGACCAAUGGCAGGUUCGAUGCGAGUCAAAUCGGCGGCUGGUACGGCAUCGGAGCGCGGCGAUCGUGAUAGAGAUGGACGCAGCUCUCUGGCAACUCGCGACUCCGCGGGACUCGGCCAGACGGGACACGCGGCUAGCCCGGCAGCCCACAGCAAUACUGCCACUGCAGCAAGCAACAACAACAACAACAACAACAACAACAACGCCACGACGGGUGCAUCGAGUGCCCAUCAUAAUGGGCAGUCGACGCAACGGCCCCAGCUAACUAUAACGAACAGCUCGGAGAGUGGCGGCGGAGGUAGCGCGGAAGGCAGCGGUGAGGCAACGCCUACGGUCGAAGGCAAAACAUGCCCGGGAACGGGCGGCGUUGACAGCGAAUCGAGACGCCAGCAUCACAGCGAUAAGGACGCCAGCACAAACAACAGCAGCAGCAGCAAUCACCCCAGUGGAGGAGCAGGGGGUAACCGGGAGAGAUCUCUGUCCCAGGCCGGGGACACUAAUCUACAUCGGCAAUCUACCGAGCAGCAGCAGCACCAAGGUCGCCAGCAUCAUGGUGGGCUGUAUUCUGCCUCCGACAAGGACGGCUGUACGGGCCCGCACAGUGAUGCCAGCUCCGAUCGACAGCAGGGGCGCGAACUGCUGCGGGGUAGCGGCCCUGGGUCGGGCAGGUGCAGCCCGCCGGGACUGCUACAUGCAGGCGCGGGGGGUGGCAGUACUCUCAGCGCUCCCGGGAGGGGCCAUACAAAAUGCGCUUCAGUCUGCGGGGGAGCGAUCACCCCCGUAACGCCACCCUCAAGCGGGGGUCCCUUGUCGUCGCUAGGGAACAAACCUUUAUCGUGUCUACCGACUUCUCCCCAGGAUUCGCUACAGACCAGGCAGCCUCAACCCGCCUUCCCUAGAGGCACGGCUAACCGUUCGACGUUCCACUCUGGCCAAACGCGUGUUACGGGGGUUCGAAGUCAACAACCCGAGACUCGCUGGGCCAAUCAGAGUCAGGAUACAUCGGCUGCAUCGCAUCAUCACAACUCUCGUGGAUUCUUUUCCAAGCUCAGCUCGAAGUUCAGCAAAAGAACGUUGAAUAGCGAUGAGCAGGUAAAGCCUCGAUCUUUGAGGUUCACCUGGAGCAUGAAAACCACCUCAUCACGAGAUCCCAACGAGAUAAUGGCUGAGAUUCGCAAGGUACUCGAUCGCAAUAAUUGUGAUUACGAACAACGCGAAAAAUUCCUUCUUUUGUGUGUGCACGGAGAUCCAAACAACGACACGCUCGUUCAAUGGGAAAUUGAAGUGUGCAAACUUCCCAGGCUUUCCCUUAAUGGAGUGCGAUUCAAGCGAAUCAGCGGCACUUCGAUAGGUUUCAAGAAUAUCGCCUCUAAGGUAGCCAACGAACUCAAGCUGUAAAGAAGUCUAUUCUUUGACGAAACGGCGAUUUGGUGAUACUCCCUUUAUACGGCUUGGUCCGGUACGAAGAAGAUGAAAUAAGAAAUAUAGAAAAACAUUGUACACACGCAGACACAUACAUACACGUAGGCGCACUGCUGAGCAGGGUUCUGCCAUGGUGGCCGACCCCAUAACAAAACGGUGUUACAAACAACAUAAAACGAGCAUUUCGCUUGUCACGUCUGUUUGUUACGAUUAUUCCCAUUAUUGGUACACACACGUCCAUUCGUGCCCUUGGGACGCGUUGUUGUCUGGCAUUUUCUUGCAGAAUUUCGCUUUGCGACAGAGAGGAAAGCGAAACAGAUGAGCGAAACAAGAUUGUCAACCAAACGAGCGACUCCCGGACAAUACAGUACGAAAGGAAACAACCGGAAGAACAUUAGCAGAAACAGCGAACUAAGACUUUGGUCUGAUGACGCGUUGCUGUUACCCAUUAUUCUUAUAUGCGUACAAACAAUCUAGGAUACAAAUUGGACAAGACCGUACGCUUUUGUCACUGAGAUUGAGAAGGUCUCAUGACAUGGCAUAAAAUUAUUAUAAAGAAUAGCAUCGUUAAAUAGAUCGACAGCGUGUAUAUAUAUAUAUAUAUAUAUAUAUACCCUAUUCACGUACGGCGGUAUUCAACGACAAACAGGUGACAGAAAUGACAUUACAUUGGCUGCGGUACUAAUUUAUACAUUAUGAACGUCUCUUUACCUUUUUGACAAGAACAUCUUAAACCUUAAAUAGAGACAAACAUUUGCCUACUUCCCUAGCGGCGUUCACUCCGUUGUCGGAGCUCCACUAUUAUUACUAGCAAUAACAACAGCGACGACAACAAUUUAUUAUAAAUAUAAAAGACGAACUUAUUCCAAUCCACUAUGAACGGUUGUAAACGAAGAGGGGUCCCAAAGGGGCGAUGCAAUGCGAUAGGUUGUUUUCACAAAAGUCAUGUCAAGGAAUAGAACUGUAAUAAUAAUAAUAGCAAACAAGAGCAUCUAUAGGAGAAGAGAAAUGGGAAGAUGUGACACUGAUGGUAGCAGUGAAGCGGUACGCGUUCAAUGGUAGCAACUUGGCUUUCAUAUAGGAACAGUUCGCAGAAACUGCAGAAAGAAUAACAAAUCUAGAAGAAGCGAUGCUAUAUCGAUCGCUAGAAACGAUAUAGAACGAGAAAACAGGAAAGUAUGCGCAGCGAUGGAUCAAAUCGAAGGCCGGCGAGAGAUCAUGGAGGAGUUAGCUAACUGAAACCGGAACGCUACAGGUUCACCGUAAAUGCGUCCGUCGCCCCCAAUGGCGAAAUACAACAGGCGCGACCAGCAACAGAUCACUGAUAAUAACAGUUAUUAUUAUUAUUAUUAUUAUAAUGAUCGAUAUAUCUAAUUAAACGAAGAUAGACAAAAAGUCAUACAAUAGCCAAGCAAGCGAGUGACAAUGGCCGCCGAAACAACAAUAGAGAAAGUCAUGGACACCAACAAGAAGCUUUUAGUUGCAAGUGUAAUAUUUUAGGUAGACGAACAAUUGUAUUAGAGAUGAGCUAAUUGUUUUACAAAUGAUAAUAGCAACGGUGAUGAUGACGAUAUACAAACUAUAAGUACAUACAAAUGAGAUGUGAUGCUGGGAAAAUGAUAACGAUGCCAAUAAGAGGCUUCUAAUCUCUCUCUCUUUAUCCGUUGUUUAGUUUCUCUGCUAAUUAACCUCGAGUUGAAUGGAAAUACGGCAGAACAAACGGGUCGGUGUCAGCUAUUCAAUUUGUGCCUAGCAGACUUAGAAGUAGAAGUAAUAGUAAUUCUAAUUAGAGUUAUCGCAGCUGCUGUUACUAAAUAGAAUAAAAGGGAUUAUUACUCGGACAGUCGAAGGUGAGUGUCGUGUCGUGAUCUCUGUGCAUACAGACGAUUCUGUCGUGCUCAGUAAUCGAAGCCAGUUUGCGUGAGAAGAGCAGCUAGGCAAAGGAAAAUACGCUUUAUACGAAUAGGAAUAUUGUCAACAACAACAACAACAACAACGAUGAUAGCAACAUUAUGAAGCAGACUAUGUUAGCAGUAGCUGACCCGAAAUCUCUUCCGUCAUGUUGAAUUGCAUUAUUCUACAUAUAACUCGAAGGUAGAUGUAGAUCACAACUCAAGCACCCGUCUGGAGAUCGCACUCGUGUAUCGUUCCGCGGUUCUCGUUUUUUGGUUCGGUAAACGAUUAUAAAGUAUGAUUACUUUCGAAUGAAGCGAUCCGGUAGAGCAAAGCGCGACUUAUUUUUGGUAGUGAAAAAAAUUUUAGAUCCUACUGACGUUGAACAUGUGGCCAGCGCCUGUUCGACGGUACACACUUUCACUAGAACAGCUGUGUUCACCAUAUUAACAAAGGGAAAAUAAGUAAACAAUGACCCGCGCUUCACUAUCAGGAACGGGUGGCAAGUUUAGCUGGAACAAUAUGACAAAAGGGUGGUUAUUAGAAUCGUUCACUUUAGGAGAUAAUUAUAGCAUAAUCAUUACGUUAGGGCAACUAUGCCUAGUGCUUCGUGUGCAGCGCUCCUCUGAAAUGUAAAAAUGUUAAUAUCAUAUUAAAUUCGUACAUAUAUAAAUAUUUAUAUAAAUAUACAUUGAUUAGUAAGAACGGCAAUGUAAUAAUGGGUUGUAAUAAUAGCUGACGGCUGCAGCAAAGCAGAAGCAACGAGCAGUGCUAACAAUUAUUGAAUGAGAAUGACAAGAUAAAUGUCGUAAUGUCGAGAUGCACUUCUUAAAUGAUAGUGUUACAACAAUAAUAUAUAUAUAUAUAUAUAUAUAUAUAUAUAUAUAUAUAUAUAAUAAGGUGAAAGGGAACACAAAACAGCGAAGGGACACUCAAGUGAUAGUGUAGAGAGGCACGAAGGUAUAUAUGAAGCGAGAAGACACCCAUACGGUUGUCCGCGUCGACAUUUUUUCAAACUGUCAUAACAUACCUUAACUUAUACUAGCCUAAUGAUGGUAUAAUGAUAGGAUAACAAUAAUCUAUUUGCGAUAGAUAAACACAGAUUAUCAUUCCCGCUGACGUGCAUAGUGUAAUCGAAGAAAAGGAUCUGCUACCAGCAAGUAAUACGGAAACAGCUCUCUUUCGGGACACCGCUCGCGUCCUAAAGGCAUGUGUACCUCCACCAUACGGAUUAGAUAGCUCGCACACGAAGCACUCCGCUAGCAGACGAUUCGUAGAGAGACGACGACAGGUAACAACAACAGCAGACGGGAAAUAACAACAGCAACAAAUGAAGCGAUGAGGCGCAAUUCAACAAGUUAUCCGAUUGUGCGAACACCAAAACUUGCAUAAUAUAUGCAAGAAUGGUCGUCCAGUUCAUAUUUUCACACAUUAUCCGUAGCACACGAACGGGUUGACUUCUGGUGCUCGGCCCUAUUAUUCCUAAUAAAUACGCAAAUACUUUCCUGGUGUUCGUAAAGGUAGCUAAUGUAUGUUGAAUAAAUACACGGAGAAAAUGGGUUGAGAAAAACUAUCUUGCUUUAACUCUGUCCACAUGUAAAGGAUGUUAAUGGACGGGAAAAGGGAGGAAAUGGGUUGAGGGUGUAAUUAGCGUUAGACUACAAGCAGCGACGAAGUCCGAUGACAACUAAUAUGAUUGGCAAUAUAAAUAAUUUUAUAUAACGACAUACGAACAUUAAUAUAUAAAUAGCACAAUUAUCAUACGGUAAUUUUGACGACUGCUUACCAGCAAACCUAAUGAUCAUGAUAAGCUUAGCGAUCAUUUUUACAACAAAACACAAAUACGUACUUUCGUAAUAAAUUAUAUAUUCAGGUAACAGGCGUGAGUCAGCACGCGAAAUCAAGCGUCAAGCGAAAAAUGACUAAUUCUGUUACACUUAAUGGACGAAAUAUAAUGAUUCGCCAAUAGCAGUAUGCAGCCUUGUAUGUAAGUGGGAAUCAUAAAAUCCUAUAAAAGAGUGUUGACAUAAAUGAAAUCAUAUGAUAUAAUAUAUGAGUUGUUGAUGUCGUCACUCAUGAAAAUUAACGAAAUAGAGAGGUAUAUUCUUGGCCGGUAUCACGUAUAUACACGUUAAGAGAUAGAUGGGUGGUUUUGCAUGAUUGUUACUGCUGUUGCUAUAAUAGUCGUCAAUAUGUUGGGUAGACAAACAACGAAACUAUAAACUGAAAUGGGAAGACAAAAAAAAGAAACAGAAGAACGCCGUAAUUUUUUUUAGAAAAACGGCUCAUAGGGUCAAGUAAUCAAGGGGACCGUAACUUUAACUAUUAACUAAUAUCUUUAAAUCGACUAUAAGCGAAUCAAAGGAAAAGGAAGCAAAGUUACCGAAGGUUCAAGAGCCCAAAGAACAGAAAAGGGUGCCCUAAACAGCUACCGCACAGAACAUGUACGCAGAAUUGACUCAAAUGUAGUACAAGUUAGAUCAAUACGCAGUUGUCAUUAAGAGGAGAUACUGGAGAGAGGUCGCAUCGGAGGCUAUUUGCUUGAAGUGAUCGAAUAUGGUGUUGAUUUUAGCUUCUCCAAGCCGUGUAUAUUCGAACUAUCUCUAAAUAAGUAACAUAAGCUAUAACAAGGGACUUAGAGCGCGCAUGACAAAACUCCUACAAAACCGACGGUAUGCAAGAUUAAUUUAACUAAUGCAUAAAUUAUACAAUUCAUCGGCUAAGGGACUUCAUCGUUUCGCUAAAGGAUAAGUAUAUCGUAUGGCUAAAACCGACCAGCGAUAGAAAGCGAAUACCCAGCAUAGAUGCAGGUGGUGAUAGAUGUCUUGAUGACUUCGGUUUAGGGAUAGACGAAAAGGGAAAAGACUGCUGGUGUGUGAUGAGUGGAAAUAGGAUAUGGUAAAAAAAAUUAUGAAGAGUAACAAGUAUGGUAAUACAAACAUUUAGAAUCAUAGCAAUGAUAACAAAUGAGCACUAGUAAUAACACCCGAAUUGUAAAAGUAACAUAUUCAAGAAGCAAAUGAAGAUGAAUUAAGCCACGAUUGGGGAUCGAGUUGUUGUUCGAAGCAGUUCUGGGGAAAUAAAGCUUAGGUGGAAGGGUUCUCGUCUACUUGCUGACGUGAGAGCGCCGAUUCCUGUAAUGCAGCUCGCGAAUGAAAAUUAGGAAGAGAGAGAUAUUCACACUCGGCCACACGUCCAACGCACGUAGCCAACUUAUUAUAUAUAUAUAUAUAUAUACAGAGAGAGAGAGAGAGAGAGAGAGAGAGAGAGAGAGAGGAUGAU
Molecule: messenger RNA, 15392 nt
Organism: Varroa destructor (honeybee mite)
Lineage: Eukaryota; Metazoa; Arthropoda; Arachnida; Mesostigmata; Varroidae
Product: MAP/microtubule affinity-regulating kinase 3-like
Biological process (GO): protein phosphorylation; microtubule cytoskeleton organization; intracellular signal transduction
Cellular component (GO): cytoplasm
Molecular function (GO): tau-protein kinase activity; ATP binding
Source: RefSeq, a predicted model, not a curated record